AUGGCCAGCACGCGCGAGCGCCGCAUUGCAAAAGAAUUGGCCGACAUUCACAAUGACAAAGAUAACUCGGGCGUGCAGGCGAACCCCGUCAACCCCGCCGACCUGACACACCUCAAGGGCACCUUUCCAGGGCCGCCCGACACGCCGUAUGCGGGGGGCACUUUCCAGAUCGACAUUGUCAUUCCAGACAUGUACCCGUUCAAGUCGCCCAUCAUGAAGUUCGACACCAAAAUCUGGCACCCAAACGUCAGCAGUGUGACGGGAGCGAUCUGCCUCGACACGCUCGGGUCUGGGUGGUCCCCCGUGGGCACCAUCAAGAUGGCGCUCCUCUCGCUGCGCAUGCUCCUCGAGUCGCCGAACCCCAAGGACCCGCAAGACGCCGAGGUGGCUAAGAUGAUGAUGGAGCGGCCCGACGAGUUUGCCCAGACAGCCCACGACUGGGCCGUGAAGUACGCCGGCGCCCCGCGGAAGGAGAUGCCCACACAUAACUACCAAAAGACACCCGCCCCAGUGGCUAAGAAUGACCCGUCUAGGUACAAGGGGUACAACAAGGACCUGGUGGACCGGUUCGUCAACAUGGGCUUCGACGUCGACGCCGUGGUCGACGCGUUCAUUUUCGUGGGCAUCGACCGCAACGGGGGCGAGGACUACGAGCUCGAAGAAGCAUAUAUGGGUGACAUCACGGCUCGGCUCCUCGGCGAGCAGUAA
Molecule: messenger RNA, 708 nt
Organism: Parathielavia appendiculata
Lineage: Eukaryota; Fungi; Ascomycota; Sordariomycetes; Sordariales; Chaetomiaceae
Exons: 3
Coding region: 1-708 (235 amino acids)
Molecular function (GO): protein binding
Source: RefSeq, a predicted model, not a curated record